AUGUCUGAUAUAAAGCACAUUUCCAUUUAUCUGGCUAUACCAGUAAACAAAACAGCCCUUAUAGUGCUUUUAAAAAUCCACAAGAACUUCAUUAACAACCUUACACAGCCCCAAGUGGCGGCGGAAACAGAAGUCCGGGCCUACGUCGACGAGACGGUCAGCCUGGGCUGCAAAGUGGACGUGAAACAAUGUGGAACCCUGCACAGCGUCAAGUGGUAUAAGGACACUUCGAGGAUAUACGUAUACAGCCAGGCGGGCAGCAUCACGAGGGCUGAGGGAGAUGCGGAAGACAGAUUAAUCGACAAUAAAUUGUGCUGGCAAGCUAUAGUCAAGGAAUCGACUUUACAAAGGCGAAUUCCCAAAGGCGAAGACGUCGUAUCGGAUGGGGAUGGGGGUGGAGGUCCUUUCGCGACGGUCCCUCUCUUGCAUCUCGGCCUUUGGUAA
Molecule: messenger RNA, 444 nt
Organism: Brassicogethes aeneus
Lineage: Eukaryota; Metazoa; Arthropoda; Insecta; Coleoptera; Nitidulidae
Source: the annotation of a GenBank genome assembly